AUGAGGUCAAUUGAUCUCGCCAGUCGCUCAGGCGUUGCCCUCAAGCGGGCAAUCCAAGCCAAGCAGCUCCCGCGCGUCGCAUGCGCUUCCGUCCGCUCAUUUUCUUCCACCUCCUCCAACAACAGCAACGGCGUUCUCCCUCCCAGAUAUGAGACCCUCUACAACAAGUACUCCGAGGUCCGCCGCGUGCUGGGUUCGCAGCGCCUGACCCUGGCCGAGAAGAUCCUCUACUCCCACCUCGACAAUGUCGAAGAGUCGCUCCUCUCCAACACCAACAGCGGCCGUGAUGUCCGCGGCAAGGCCAACCUCAAGCUCAAGCCCGACCGUGUGAACAUGCAAGAUGCCUCGGCCCAGAUGGCUCUCCUGCAGUUCAUGACUUGUAAUCUCCCCUCGCCUGUUAUCCCUGCCAGUAUUCACUGCGACCACUUGAUUGUUGGAUCCAAGGGUGCCGAUGAGGACUUGAAGGCCGGUAUUGCCACCAACAACGAGGUUUUCGACUUCCUCGAGUCGGCUGGCAAGAAGUAUGGUAUCGACUUCUGGCCUCCCGGUGCUGGUAUUAUUCACCAGACCGUUCUCGAGAACUACGCCGUCCCCGGUCUCAUGAUGCUCGGAACCGACAGCCACUCUCCCAACGCUGGUGGUUUGACUACCAUCACUAUCGGUGUCGGCGGUGCUGAUGCUGUUGAGGCUCUCGUUGGUGCACCUUGGGAGCUCAAGGCCCCCAAGAUCCUCGGUGUUCGCCUGACUGGCAAGCUCAACGAUUGGGUCAGCGCCAAGGAUGUCAUUCUUUACCUUACCGGCAAGCUUACCGUCCGUGGUGGUACUGGCUACAUUGUCGAGUACUUUGGCCCUGGUGUUGAGACACUCAGCCUGCCUGGUAUGGCCACGGCCUGCAACAUGGGUGCCGAGAUUGGCGCCACCACCUCCAUCUUCCCCUUCACCGAGGCUUCCAGCCGCUACCUCAAGGCCACCAACCGCGAGCAGGCCGACAAGGACGCCAAGAACUUUGAGAACUUUAGCAGGGGCUCCGGCCAGGAUUCUUUCUUCAAGUUCAAGGCCGACGAGGGCGCCCAGUACGACGAGUUGAUCGAGAUCGACCUUUCCAAACUCGAGCCCCAUAUCAACGGUCCCUUCACUCCCGAUCUUUCUAUCCCUCUUUCCGAGUUCAAGAAGACUGUUCAGGAGCAGAAGUGGCCCGAGAAGCUUUCUGCUGGUCUCAUUGGUAGCUGCACUAACAGCUCCUACGAGGAUAUGACCCGUUGCGAGAGCAUUGUCAAGGCCGCCGAGCAGGCUGGUAUCAAGCCCGCUGCCGACUUCUACAUCACCCCCGGUUCCGAGGGCAUUCGUGCCACCCUUGAAAGAGACAACACCCUUCAGACCUUCGAGGAGGCUGGUGGUAUCGUCCUCUCUAACGCCUGCGGUCCCUGCAUUGGCCAGUGGAAGCGUCAGGAUGACAUCCCCAAGGGCACUCCCAACGCGAUUCUCACUUCCUACAACAGAAACUUCCGCGGUCGCAACGACGGCAACCUCGAGACCAUGAACUUCCUCGCCUCGCCCGAGAUCGUCACCGCCAUGGCCUACGCUGGUUCCACCACCUUCAACCCCAUCACCGACAGCCUGACCACCCCCGAUGGCAAGGAAUUCAAGUUCCCUGCGCCCAAGGGUCUCGAGGGUCCCGAAACCCCCUUUGAAGCCGGCCGCGAGGUCUUCCAAGUCCAGUCCGGAAACCCCAACCCGAACGUGGACGUUGCCAUUUCGCCCUCCUCUGAGCGUCUCGCCCUCCUUGAGCCCUUCGAGCCCUUCCCCGACUCGGAUCUGUCCGGCCUCCGCGUGCUCGUCAAGGUCACCGGCAAAUGCACCACCGAUACCAUCUCCGCCGCCGGUCCCUGGCUCAAGUACAAGGGCCAUCUGCCCAACAUCUCGGAAAACACGCUCAACACGGCCGUCAACGCCGCCACCGGUGAGGUCAACGUCGCCUACGACCUCGACGGCUCCAAGCACACCAUCCCCGAGCUGGCCAAGCACUGGAAGCAGCGCGGCCAGCCGUGGCUCGUGGUCGCCGAGCACAACUACGGCGAGGGCUCCGCGCGCGAGCACGCCGCUCUUCAGCCCCGUUAUCUCGGUGCCCGCAUCAUCGUCACCAAGUCGUUUGCCAGAAUCCACGAGACCAACCUCAAGAAGCAGGGUGUUGUCCCUCUCACGUUCGCCAACGAGAACGAUUACGAUCUGAUUGACGCCGGCGAUGAGGUGGCUACUGUCGGUCUGUACGAGAUGCUCAAGAACGGUGGCCAGGGCGAGGUUUCCCUGAGGGUUACUAAGAAGGAUACCGGCAAGGUGGUGGAGAUCCCGACUAAGCAUGCUGUUUCCAAGGAUCAGGCUGGUUUCAUUUUGGCCGGUAGCGCGCUGAACUUGUUGGCUAAGGGUAACUAA
Messenger RNA from Sordaria macrospora k-hell, 2430 nucleotides. The record is from RefSeq and is a predicted model, not a curated record. NCBI's taxonomy places the organism in Eukaryota, Fungi, Ascomycota, Sordariomycetes, Sordariales, Sordariaceae.